CGGCAAGUGUGUAGGUCAAGAUACGAUGUCUAAAAUAAAAAUUGAACUUCCGGAUGGGACGGAGACGGAAUGUAUCCACGCCUACGGGUUAACUUACAAUGCGGUUGUUCAAAAGUUUUUCAAAGACACAGAUUUAAAAACUCACAUUGAAGAAAUUCGAGAUUUGGAAAUCCGAGACGAUGAUAUAUACCUCGCUACGUUUCCAAAAUGCGGUACACAUUGGGUGUGGGAAAUUCUCGUGAUGCUUAAACGCGGAGACGCUGAAUAUGAUACUAGGGAGAAGGAGACAUUAUUCCUGGAUUUCAAAUCUUCUAAAGAGGUCGACAAAAGCCCGUCACCAAGAGUAUUAAACUGCCACUAUCCCAGUAAAUUAUUACCGAAGGGAGUCUUACAGAAGGGGACAAAGAUAGUGCACGUGAUGAGGAAUCCGAAAGAUGCAUUUGUAUCGUACUACCACCAUCACAAAACAUUUAAAACUGGACCUCUUGCGCAGAGCUUUGACAAAUACCUACCAUUGAUGACAGGAGAUUAUGGGAUAUACAUGUUUUAUCCAUGGUUUACGUAUGUUAAAGAAUGGGAGAGGUUUACCAAGGCGCAUCCUAAACAAAUUCUCAAUCUUUUCUAUGAAGACUUAAAAGAGGAUCCCGUAAGAGAGAUUAAAAAAAUCAACAAUUUUCUGGACACUGGGCGAAGUGAUGAACUUGUAAAGGAUAUUGCUAAAGCAUGUGAUUUCCAAAACCUUAAAAAAGCCGAUGCUGAAGUUAAAAUCAAGGAGGACCCUAAAAAACCUGCUGGAAAGCCGUCUCCAAUGUAUAGAAAAGGUCAAGUCGGUGACUGGAAAAACCAUUUUACAGUAGCACAGAACGAAAUGUUUGACGAGUGGCUGGCAGAAAAUCUUAUAGACACGGACCUUAAGUUUAGAUAUACACUAUGAGAAUAUAGAAAUACUUUUUUUCUAGGAACAAUAGAACAUUUAAAUACAUUUUGCCAAGUAUCUUAUUUGUAUUAAUAUAUGCUAUGUUGAUAUAUACUACACGAACAAAUUGAGUAUAUUAAAAUGUUUGCUUUACUUA
Ruditapes philippinarum (Manila clam) is the source of this 1073-nucleotide messenger RNA. RefSeq names its product sulfotransferase 1A1-like. Gene Ontology annotation, molecular function: sulfotransferase activity. The record is from RefSeq and is a predicted model, not a curated record. Gene Ontology annotation, biological process: sulfation. Lineage: Eukaryota; Metazoa; Mollusca; Bivalvia; Venerida; Veneridae. Gene Ontology annotation, cellular component: cytoplasm.